UGUGAAUAACAUUGAUUUUUAAAUUAAGAACAAAUAUGCAAGAGUUUUUGUCUAAAGAGCAGAGAAGUUUUAUGAGCGACACAGUUGGGGAGUCUCCUAAAGUUGAAGAGAGGAGGAAGACUUUCUUUGAGAAGAUCUGUAGAUGACUCACUGUAGAUCAUUACCGGAUUUACUUUGACGUCACCCAGGAGCAGGUUUUGGGGAGAAUCAAAUAAGUCUCUGUUUCCUUUUACCGGACAGCCUUUGUUUGAGGAUGGAAAGAUAGACCUGUAUGCACCUUUUUGGGUUUAUAUUAGUCUUAAUAUUUGAAUGGCAAUUUUUGGUGUCUUGGCAAGGUCAAUUGAUCAAGCAUUUGAUGAGAUUGAUUAUGAGACAUCUAUUGAACCACAUAAGAUGGCAAAAAGUUAUGCCUUUUUGCUGCUUUAUUUUGUGGUUAUACCCGCUGGGCUUUAUGGGGUUCUUACUCUUCUAUCGGAUGAAUCUCCGGAGUAUGCCAAGAUUCUGGCAGUGUAUGGGUAUAGCUUUGCGAUAUUUGUUCCAGUAACUUUCACUUUCUUGGUUCCAUUUGAUACAGCAAGAUGGGUGUUCCUUAUAGUUGCUGGGAUCAUCAGUUUAUGGAUUUUGUUUAAAGAACUUGUGAUGAAUGGAAUGGAGUACAUGGAAGAAUACAAAAUAUACUUUAUUGGAGGAGUUCAAUGAUUCUUACACGUAGUAUUUAUAUUGUUCCUGAAGUAUUACUUCUUUGUGUAA
Molecule: messenger RNA, 750 nt
Organism: Moneuplotes crassus
Lineage: Eukaryota; Ciliophora; Spirotrichea; Euplotida; Euplotidae
Source: the annotation of a GenBank genome assembly